Coffea arabica (coffee) is the source of this 1861-nucleotide messenger RNA. RefSeq lists its product as uncharacterized. Gene Ontology annotation, molecular function: ubiquitin-protein transferase activity. The record is from RefSeq and is a predicted model, not a curated record. Gene Ontology annotation, biological process: protein ubiquitination; ubiquitin-dependent protein catabolic process; mitotic cell cycle checkpoint signaling. Lineage: Eukaryota; Viridiplantae; Streptophyta; Magnoliopsida; Gentianales; Rubiaceae. Gene Ontology annotation, cellular component: nucleus.
AAUUUGUGAAAUUUUAGAAAAUACUUGGAUCGUUUGAAACGAAGUUUGACUUUUAAAUUGUUAGGGUAUUUUGUUGGUAAUUUUCAGCGCAUAUGUUGGUAUUUAAUUUUUUAAAACUGCAGGGGCAAACUUGUUCCAACCCUCGUGAUUCAUGUCUUCCUUCCUCUGCAAUCUUUUUUGUACUAAAUUCGACGCUCUCCUUUUACUCUUCUGCCUAUAUAUGCAAAUUCAAACCAACUGCCCAUUUCUAACCGUUUGAAGCCCAAUGGAAAGAGGAGAAUGUUCUACUCCUGUGUCCAACCCCUCCGACAAUGGUGAUGAUAUCUGGGCCAAACUUGUACCUUCAAAUUCGCAGUGCUCGGACAUUGGAUUGACGUCAAGUGAGACACUAAUAUGCUCUGAGAUCAACAUCUCAUCAUCUGCAAAGUCUGAGUGGUGUAAAAUUAUAAGAAAUAUGGAUCUGGCUUCUGCCACAAUACAGAACAAGAGUGAAAACGAAAUCAUUGUGGAUGAGAUGGUUGUUUCUGGUGAAGAAACUGCGGUUAUCAGAUGUGGCAGUGAGAUUAUCCCUUGUUCUGAUAGUGAAGGAAAAGGGCUUUUGAGUUAUAGAUUUAAAGUAAUGCCUACCUCCGAACCAUUCAAGAGAGACCUGAAGAUUUUCCUGGAUCCUGAGCAUGCAAAGUGCUGCAUUUGUCUUAAUGUUUGGCAUGAUGUUGUGACAGUUGCGCCCUGCCUUCACAACUUCUGCAAUGGAUGUUUCUCAGAGUGGCUAAGAAGGUCCCAAAAGAAACAUUCAAAUGUUUUAUGUCCUCAAUGUAGAGCAGUUGUACAAUUUGUCGGAAGGAAUCAUUUUCUACACAGUAUUGAGGAGGAUGUAUUAAAAGCAGAUGAUUCGCUGAAGCGGUCAGUUGAAGAAAUUGCUGUCUUAGAUUCAUAUGCAUCAAUUAAGUCCCCUCUGGUCUUGAACGCUGGGAAAAAAAAUCGUCGGAAGAGACUGCGUUCUCCACCAGAAGAUUUUCCUCGAGAAGCUGAAAGCGAUUUGGAGCUUCCAUGCCCUCAGUGUGGCACUGAAUUUGCUGGGUUUCGGUGCAACCAAAGUACAGUUCACCUUCAAUGUCAUUCAUGUGGUGGAAUGAUGCCUUCCAGAACGAGUGCUGUCCCACAACACUGUUUGGGAUGUGAUAGAGCAUUUUGUGGUGCUUACUGGAAUGCUCAGGGUGUUGCUAGGAGUGAUUCUCAUCCAAUGUGCAGUUCUGAGACUUUCAAACCAAUCAUUGAACGUACAACCACUAGAUUGCCGUUUUGGGUACAUGAGAAAAACCGGCAUGAGCAAGAUAUAACGGAGAGUUGUAUCAGGCAGAUGGGAAGAUCAUUACAGGACGUGAUCUCUGAGUGGCUGACAAAGAUGAACAACCGAGAAAUAGCAGAUCGAACAAGGAUGCCGCUAAAUCAUGCUGAGACGAUUACUUCUCAGGCGCAUACUUGCGUUGAUUGCUAUGACAAAUUAGUCUCGUUCCUGCUGUACUGGUUUCGGAUCACAAUGCCAAAACAUUUUCUAUCCCCAGAAGCUUCUCAAAGGGAGGACUGCUGGUACGGCUAUGCAUGUAGGACGCAGCAUCACAAUGAAGAGCACGCUCGCAAGAGAAAUCAUGUCUGCCGUCCAACAAGGGGCAGUCACAGAUGAAUAUGUCAUGUUUCAAACUCUACUUCAUGUUUUGCCAUCUUAGACGCUAGAAAUGUAUAUAUUACAAUGUUUUGCUGCUUCUUUUUCUUUCUCGACCUGUUAUUGCCAUAUUUAUGAUUCAUUUGUAGCAGUUAUUCGCAAGGCUUAAGAGAAAAUAAGCAAAAAUAGCUGUUGAAA